This is a messenger RNA of Tribolium madens (black flour beetle), 1498 nucleotides long. It is a transcript of the gene Hat1, whose product is annotated as histone acetyltransferase type B catalytic subunit. Lineage: Eukaryota; Metazoa; Arthropoda; Insecta; Coleoptera; Tenebrionidae. Gene Ontology annotation, molecular function: histone H4 acetyltransferase activity. Gene Ontology annotation, cellular component: nucleus. The coding region runs from base 198 to 1427 and encodes 409 amino acids. Gene Ontology annotation, biological process: subtelomeric heterochromatin formation. The transcript has 6 exons. The record is from RefSeq and is a predicted model, not a curated record.
CACAAAAUCGCGCGCCAGUCGACUUGAUCCCAAUUUUGUCUCGAAUCGGUUAAAUGUGGCCCCAAAGACGUUCAAAAUUGCUCUAAGUGUCUCAAUUUGCAAAUUUCUAGUUUGAAAUCACCUAUAAACCGUUUCAAUAAUUUUCUGCGAUUUGUAUCUCAUUUUUUGAUCAAAAAAAGACGAAAAAAAACUUCUAGAUGGCUAAAAACAAUCUCAACGGAGACAGUGAUGUUUCCUCGAACUGCGAGGACGACGAAAUGGUUUUAUACAAGAAACUGAGCCUCAACGUGAUCACUUUUCGGACCGUGCGAAGCAAGGACGAUUUGGAGGGCCCCCCUAAGAAGGGCAAGUCGUUUAAGCCCGAAAUGGCCCACCAGAUAUUUGGGGAAACUGAGAUGAUUUUCGGGUACAAAAAACUGGCCAUAAACCUGUUUUAUUUGCACAAUUCGGCUAAAUGCUACAUCGACGUGCAAGCCAGUGGUAAAAUUCCUGAAAACGACGCGUGCAAAGCCGACGAUAUCCUGAAAACGUUAAAUCCCUGGCUACCUGAAAACUACCGGACUGACAAAAACGAUUUUUUGGGGGAUUUGGCCGUCGAGGACCACAGUAUUAUGUUUGGGGACGUCAUUCACACAUUCCCCGGCGAGUCUGACCAAACGUACAAAGUAACACUUUGCGACCCUAAAAACCCAGAUUUCCGCAAGUUCCACCAACGUUUUGAGACCCUAAUAGUGUGGUUCAUCGAUGGGGCUAACUUUAUCGAUUUAGAAGACCCCCGCUGGACCAUUUUCUACGUCUACGAGGAGGCCCCAAAUGCCCACUACACCCCUAUCGGGUUUUGCACCGUUUACAAGUUUUUCCUGUACCCCAAUGGAACGCGCCCCCGUAUCUCCCAAUUUUUCGUGUUACCCACGUACCAAAAGCGCGGAAUUGGCACAAAAUUGUACUCCGCUGUCUACAAUUAUUUGAAAGAAUUGCCGGACUCGGGCGAUAUUACAGUGGAAGAACCUACCGAAAUAUUCCAGAAAAUUCGCGAUUUUUGCGACAGUUUCUCCAUUUAUAAGAAUUUAGAACAAAGUGGGGUUAAUAUAAGUACGCAAAAUCACAAGCAAAUUAAUGAGUUUUUGAAAAAACAUAAGAUUUGUAAAAGACAAGCGCAGAGGGUUUUCGAUAUUUUGGAGUGUUUAACGGCGCAUAAAAACGGUUAUAAGGAGUAUGUGAAGUUUACGGAGGGGAUUAGGAGCAGGAUUGCCAACGAGAUUGAGAAAGAGACUAAGGGGAGUAAGAGGUUGUGUAAUUUGGAACGGGUUGGGGUAAUUACCGAACCUAUCGACAAAAAAGCCAUCCUUGAUGCUGAAUAUAACAAAUAUGUGGAUAGUUUGGAGUGGCCUGUGAAUCGGUUGAGAGCACAGUUGGCAAAACAGUGAUCUGUUUAUUUAUUUCCACUUUUCAUCAUUGCAUGUUUCAUUUUUCUUUAAUAAAGGUUUUUUCUACUUGG